UCCAGUCACUCCACCUCGCCUUACUUUCGUGCUUGAGAGCCGCCGCAUGGUCGCUACCCUUCUCGGAAUCUUCUCAGCAUUUUCUAAAGAAAUGGCAGCCCAACGGGAACGUACCUUUCUGAUGGUAAAACCUGACGGGGUUGAGAGAGGACUGGUCGGCGAGAUCAUCACCCGACUGGAGAAGAAGGGCUACAAAUUGGUGGCCAUGAAAUUUAUGAAGGCACCAAGGAGUCUUUUGGAAAAACACUACGAGGAGCAUAAGGGCAGGCCCUUUUAUGAUGGCCUCGUGACCUUUAUUGGAUCUGGUCCAGUUGUCCCCAUGGUGUGGGAAGGUCUGGAUGUGGUGGAGACCUCCAGGAAGCUUAUUGGUGCUACAAACCCACGUGCCUCAGACCCUGGCACCAUCAGAGGGGACUAUGGCAUUGAUGUAGGAAGGAACAUCAUCCAUGGCAGUGACAAGGUUGAGACGGCCAAGCGGGAAAUCGCCCUGUGGUUCAAAGAGGAGGAACAGACUGCCUGGGAGCCAUCUCUAGAGAAAUGGAUAUACGAAUAGCCGGAAUAUUGUCUUGUUUUUCCAUUUUCAUUAACAUUGUAAUCAGCCAUAGUGCUCAAAUAAAGGCCCAUUUCUGGUGGGGGAAACAAUAAAAGAAAAGUCUUUCUAUGGCAUU
Messenger RNA from Liolophura sinensis, 668 nucleotides. Its product is annotated as nucleoside diphosphate kinase-like. The record is from RefSeq and is a predicted model, not a curated record. Lineage: Eukaryota; Metazoa; Mollusca; Polyplacophora; Chitonida; Chitonidae. Gene Ontology annotation, biological process: GTP biosynthetic process; CTP biosynthetic process; UTP biosynthetic process. The transcript has 4 exons. Bases 47 to 553 code for a protein of 168 amino acids. Gene Ontology annotation, molecular function: nucleoside diphosphate kinase activity.